UAUAAAACGACCGCUUGAGUUGCAGGUCGACCCAAGGAUCAAUUUCCGUCCAAAGCCUCCGAAACUCGCGCGGCGGCGGUCGAUCCAAGGGAUGGCUCAGGAAACCGAGCGCGAUGAACCCAACGUUCACAUGGUGCCUACAAGCGCUGGAACUUUGCAUGGGAGUGACGAGGGACGAGAAGACGUCGACUUUCUUGACUUCCGCGCCAUGUUUGCAUCGCCAGCGAGGAUAGCGGCCGAGGCGGCCGUCGGAUCAACCAUAUUCAACAACGAACUCGAACAAUCUCCUGCUCACCCACAAUCAAGAGCUGAUAGUGGCAAGUUGUUCUCGCCGUUGCGAGUUAUUUAUUCCCCGUCCAAGUUCUUUCGGAGCCCCGUCGUCGGAAAGGACUCGGAGUCGUCGUACGCGUUGACGACACCUGUGAUGCUAAAAAAGUCUAAACAACAGCAGGGACGCACCACGACUCAAAUCCCGCCUUUGUCCGCCGAGAAAGCAGGUCCGCUCACGAGUCCGUUCUCGGGAUGGAAGGUCGAACAUGGCGAGAAGUACCGGUUCAUGCUGUCCCCGAUGCCCGUCGUCGCGACCACGCCCGUUGCCUCCAACGACGACGACAACCGAAGCUUCCUCACGUUUGCGCAGUCGUUGCCUGCGAUCACAGAUCUCAACAACCUGGACUCGUCGCCGUCCGUGACAGUGUCCCCGCUCACGCCGGAGCCGCCUCUGGCCAAACUCGAACCUGGUAGUUGUUACGGCAAGGACAGGACCCCCGACACAGACACAGAGUGCCCAGCUCGGGUCGUGACCCAGCGCCUCGAGUUCACCGACUCGCCGACAUCAGCGUACUUUGAGCCCCUAGCGUCGUUUCCAAACAUCCAAGCGUCGACGAGCGAUGCUCCUGGUCGAGACCAUCGGACGUCGGACGUCGUCGGGCGCAAGUCCGUGACGCUGCAAUUCGCCCAUCCCAGUGUGAUGGGCGGCCAGGCCACAAGCCUCAAAUCCAUCAACGAUUCCAUGCGAAAAGGCAAGGCCAAAGUGAACAAAAACGCCAAGGCUUUUAAAGCCCUUCGGUUGGUAGAGGACACCCCGCCGACUUCUUUGACUGCGGCACCACCUUCGUCGAAACGCCAGCUUGACGAGUCCAAGGCAAUCCUCCACAGUCUGCUUUCUACAUCGUCGUCUACUAGCUUCAUCGCCCCGUCCAUCUCGGACGAAGGCGUGCGGAAAAAAGCGCGUGUCCAACUGCCGCCACCGCUGCCGCCACCGCCACCACCUAUGCCGACGACAACGCCCGCCUUGAGUCAGAACGACAGCAGCAAUAGCAGCAGCCGAUCCGGCAAUCAUAGUACUAGUAGCAGAAAUACUACUACCAACGUCGUCAUCCCAAGGAGCGGCGGUGGGAUGCCCGGGCAAGCGGCCGUCACCCCCAAGAAGCGAAACCCGUGCAACUGCAAAAAGUCACAGUGCCUCAAGUUGUACUGCGAAUGCUUUGCGUCGGGUUCCGUUUGCGACGAAAACUGCAAGUGCGUGGGCUGCCACAACAUUCCCAAGUUUGACAUACAGAGAAAGGAAGCGAUUGCGAUCACAUUGGAGCGCAACCCGAACGCGUUCAAGCCCAAGAUCAACACGACGACCAUGCCGUCCAACCACGACCGCCAGCCGCGUCAUUCCCAUCAUACCCAGCAUCAUCAUCAGCAUCAUGGCCACGAUACAAGCGGCAGCAGCAGCACCCCCUUUGGCACCACUCUGGUCCAGACACACCACCACGGGUGUCACUGCAAAAAGUCGUUUUGCCGGAAAAAGUACUGCGAGUGCUUUCAAGCGGGCGUGCCAUGUGGUGACAAUUGCAAAUGCAUCGAUUGCAAAAACCAAGGCCAUGCCAACCCCCCAGGACAAGAGUUGUUUGCGGCGACGGCCAACAUCAUCAUGACCUCGUCGACGAUCCGACCGCCGUCGCAGCCACAAUACACACACGCCCAUGUGACAGAGAUAUCCGACACAAAGCCACCAUCGUUUGGCGACUUUCGGUCCACGAUCCUGCGGCAGGACAAGCUCAAAGGCGCGGCAGAGGCCCAUGUCAAGCGGAAACUCGUCGUGUAUCCGCUGUUUGGUCCGUCCAACCCGCCGCUGCAAAAGGACGUGGCCGUGCACAUCUUGCAGCAUCUGGACGGCCCCGAUCUGUACAACGCGAGCAUUGUCAACCGACUGUGGAAUGGCAUGACGAUGAGCACCGACAUUUGGGAUUAUUCCCAGCUGGAUAAAGUCCCAUAGAAUCAAUCGUCCAAUGCGUCUGUCGUGUGGAAUCAGCUAAGCUGGCUGCUAGCUUGUAGCUAGUGUACAGUAUACCGAGCACUGCUGUACAUGGC
Messenger RNA from Aphanomyces astaci, 2364 nucleotides. RefSeq lists its product as hypothetical. NCBI's taxonomy places the organism in Eukaryota, Oomycota, Saprolegniomycetes, Saprolegniales, Verrucalvaceae. Gene Ontology annotation, molecular function: protein binding. Gene Ontology annotation, biological process: regulation of DNA-templated transcription. Gene Ontology annotation, cellular component: nucleus. The coding region runs from base 92 to 2269 and encodes 725 amino acids. The transcript has 5 exons. The record is from RefSeq and is a predicted model, not a curated record.